UGUGAAUGGCAAAUGGUAAACAAAUCAAGAGAUAUUUUUUUUUAUCCAUUUGUCAUUUUUCACUUGCAUACUGUAGUUUGACGUGAAGGUAGGAAUUUGGUGAUUACUCUAUGUUUCUGUGUUAUUGGAAACCUGGAAGUAUUAAAUACAUUAAUUUUCUUCUAAUUUUCAAACACUUCUAGAAACAGGCUAAGAAUCCGGGUUUUUCUGUUAUUUUGGUUUGUCUCAAUAUUAAUAAUAGUAGUUUUUUGCGAUUAUUAGUCACUUAUCAUGACAGAUCUGCCAAAGACUGAGUACAAUGUUAAAAUCUGCGCUUCAAAGUAAGCUUCUUCAAACACUGCCUGAUGAUAGACCUGUUACAGCUUUACAAAUUGUAGAGAACGUUGAAAAGUGCCCUAGAGGUUUCUAUCCUAUCAUUAAAACGUAUGACCAAGACUCUGAUGCUGACUUAGGAGAAAAGUCGAUCUUUAAAAGCUCAUCAGGAAGAUAUUUGUGUAUAUCCAAGAGUGAAGGACUGCCCAACUUUGUUGUUCAAGAAAUAUUUAUAUUAAAUGAAAAAGCUAGUCCACCUAAAGGAUUUAGCUUGUUAAAUCGGACUGCAGACACAAGCCAGAAAGCUUGGAAGAAAAAGCAGAUUUGCUAUCGUUUAGUUAACUUAAAGGAAACAAAAACUGCCAUAACUGAUAUCAUAAUCUGUAGUAGAUUGAAAAAGGCGCCAAGUGGAUUUUCUUUUGCUGGAGAUUUGAACGGUGUUACACUUUGUUACAAAAUGGGUAAUACCGAAUCGACUCAAAAUGGCACUGCCCCUGAUAGACCACCUAAACCAAUGUCGCCAAAUAGUAAUAAUAUGUAUCCCUCACUCGGUGAAAGUGACCACGACUACGAAAUCUUAAGACCCGGACCAGGUUAUGGCCCUCCCGGACCUAUCAGACCCGCCCCCAAGCCACCGGCACCCGCCAUUCCCGUCAACCCUAUGCAACCCUCAUUGCAACACCAGAAUUCGACUCACACUUUAGGAAAUAGCACGCAUUUCGGACUGGAAGGGGUGCCGUUUGUCGUCAACCCCAAGUUUUUGUCUAGCUCUGGUGACAGCAGGUUUCAGCUUCCUAAAAUAAAAACCAAGACGAUGCAACAGAUACUAAAAGAAUAUGAUUACACUUUUACUGUCGAACGCCAAGCCCAAUAGAGAGAAAUAACGAAAAAAAAAA
Molecule: messenger RNA, 1208 nt
Organism: Sitophilus oryzae (rice weevil)
Lineage: Eukaryota; Metazoa; Arthropoda; Insecta; Coleoptera; Curculionidae
Gene: Mvb12
Product: multivesicular body subunit 12B
Exons: 7
Coding region: 299-1186 (295 amino acids)
Biological process (GO): viral budding; endosome to lysosome transport via multivesicular body sorting pathway; receptor catabolic process
Cellular component (GO): cytosol; ESCRT I complex
Source: RefSeq, a predicted model, not a curated record